GAGAGUUUCAGGAGAUGGAGAGAACAAUGAUCAUGCUCACAAAACAAGUGUAUCUCCUCCUCCAAAAAGUCGUGCAUCCGCGUCGACAACUACAUCGUCCAAGCAAGGACAUCGACAUAACAGGCAAGUCGACGACGACCAGGGUCCUGGAGAUCAUGAUCGUACUCCACAAAGACAGAAACGUAGAAGACCUCCUCUCCAAACCCAUCCGACCCUUUUGACGCAGAUAUACGGCGUCUUUCAGGUCGCUCAAUCUCAUCCGAAGAGAAGUCGGCGGUACUUCAUGAUACUAAAAAAUCUGCGGUACAGAGGAGAGAAAAAUGAAGCUGCAACAAACUCAACCGUUGAGGAAGCGAUAAUAUCAAAGCAGGAGAACCAAGAACAAGAUGAUCCUACGUUUGCAGAGGACCCACUAGAUUUGAUCUGGAAGACGGAGAGCUUGUUAGCUUUCGAUCUCAAGGGUGUGGGGAAAAACCGUCGUCUCGAUGUCCUCGCAACAGACGCAGGGCUACCUUUGAGUCCAACUGCUGGAAGUAGCACGAUAGAUUCAGGAGCUACGGUAGGUCCUAAUCUAGGAGGUCCUAGUCUAGGAGUAGGUGGUCUUCUAACAUCAGCUGCGAUGAUUUCUUAAGGGUUACCGCAUUGCAUUCACAUUCUUCACUACCAUCCUUGGCUUUUUUUCCAGUAGGAAAAGUAAGGGUCAGGGAUGAUCUGAAGAGUGCAAUGUUGCAACCUCUAAGUUUCUGCCUUAUCAGAGACGAACCCACAGCCUAGUAAGCCUCGCGGACGCACGCUGUGGGACCAAAAUUUCAGAGAGUGGAUCAAAGGAAUGCCGAUUUGUCUGCGCAAACACGACAUGGAUUAUCUACAGCGCGCUUUGUGGAAUGACACUUGGUUCUUGUUGAAGAUGCAACUCAUGGAUUACUCUCUCCUACUGCUCAUCGGCAGAGAGUCACGCCGCAUUCAAAUGGGUCUGAUAGACUACGUCCGACCCUACACGCUUGAUAAGCAGGUGGAAAGCAUGGUGAAGAUGGCUGUUUUUAUGGACCAGAAAUAGUCUUCAUCUUCUGAACUACGUUUUUUAACAGCUACCACUACAGAAUCUUCAGAAGAUGAAAUAAGAAGAAAUAGAUGAUCAGCAUCCGCAUCAGCUCGAAGUUGUAGUUGCACAGGAGCAAGUUUCAAUUUUUCUUUUAGAACUAAUAUACCCAACCCCGUCUUCAUAUCUGCUUAUCCGCAAGGGCUGACGCCGUCUGUAAUAGAUCCGCAGCAUUAUGCGGAACGCUUGCUCAAAAUGAUUCAGAAGUCUUUCAUGCAGAGACUUCCUGAUUUUGAUGUGGUCCAUUUGCCUGCCUGAAGUAGACUUUCUGACUUUGAUGUGGUACAUUUGCGUGCUUCAAGCCUUGCAUGUCAUGACGGUCAUUUGCCUGAGAAUACCAGAAAAUUUCAACUACUCGUUCAUAUUUGUACAAUGUCACAACCAAAUUGAUAUUGAUCAGAAGAUGAGACUAUCCUUGCAGCAUUCUUUCAGACAGAUUAGUCCAAUAUAACAGCACGACGACUAUGUGUAUGUCAGUACAUAAGAUCAUGAAUGCCGAACAAGACGAC
Messenger RNA from Amoebophrya sp. A25, 1608 nucleotides. The record is from the annotation of a GenBank genome assembly. NCBI's taxonomy places the organism in Eukaryota, Dinophyceae, Syndiniales, Amoebophryaceae.